Messenger RNA from Taeniopygia guttata (zebra finch), 2177 nucleotides. RefSeq names its product HNF1 homeobox B (gene HNF1B). Gene Ontology annotation, cellular component: nucleus. Gene Ontology annotation, molecular function: RNA polymerase II cis-regulatory region sequence-specific DNA binding; DNA-binding transcription factor activity, RNA polymerase II-specific. Gene Ontology annotation, biological process: pancreas development; insulin secretion; liver development. The record is from RefSeq and is a predicted model, not a curated record. Lineage: Eukaryota; Metazoa; Chordata; Aves; Passeriformes; Estrildidae.
GGAGGAUGGUGUCCCAGCUGAGCGCCCUGCAACGGGAGCUGCUGGGCGCCCUGCUCAGCUCCGGGGCCACCAAGGAGGGGCUGAUCCGCGCCCUGGAGGACAUGGUGCCCGCCGCCGGCUUCGGCGUCAAGCUGGAGAGCCUUCCGCUGUCUCCCGGCGGGGCCCCCGACGGCAGGGCCGGCCUCCCGCCGCUGGCCAACGGGCACGGCAAGGGCAAGCUCUCGGGCGACGAGGGCUCCGAGGACGGCGACGACUUUGACACGCCGCAGAUCCUCCGCGAGCUGCAGUCGCUCAACACCGAGGAGGCCGUGGAGCAGCGGGCGGAGGUGGAGAGGAUGAUCAGCGAGGACCCGUGGCGGGCAGCGAAGAUGAUCAAGGGCUACAUGCAGCAGCACAACAUCCCGCAGCGGGAGGUGGUGGAUGUCACCGGCCUCAACCAGUCCCACCUCUCCCAGCACCUCAACAAGGGCACCCCCAUGAAGACGCAGAAGAGAGCUGCCCUGUACACGUGGUACGUCCGCAAGCAGCGGGAGAUCCUCCGCCAGUUCAAUCAGCAGAACCAGGGGGCUGCCCAGCUCGACGACGCCUGCUCUGAAACCCCCAGCAAGAAGAUGCGGCGCAAUCGGUUCAAGUGGGGGCCGGCCUCCCAGCAAAUCUUGUACCAAGCCUACGAGCGCCAGAAGAACCCCAGCAAGGAGGAGAGGGAGACCCUGGUGGAGGAGUGCAACAGGGCCGAGUGUCUGCAGCGAGGAGUGUCCCCCUCCAAGGCUCACGGGCUGGGCUCCAACCUGGUGACGGAGGUCCGUGUGUACAACUGGUUUGCCAACCGGCGCAAGGAGGAGGCUUUCCGCCAGAAACUGGCCAUGGACGCCUACAGCUCGGGCCAGCCCCCGCACAGCAUGAACCUGCUGCUGGCCCACGGCUCCCCGCACCACAGCCAGCCCAGCGCCUCCCCGCCCAGCAAAAUGCCAGGGGUGCGGUACGGCCAGGCGGCGAGCGGCGAGGUGACGUCCUCGGGGGCCAUCGGCCACCACGGCAGCGGCGCCAUGGUCACCAGCAGCCAGGCUGUCCUGCAGCAGGUCUCCCCGGCCGGCCUGGACCCCGGCCACGGUUUGCUCUCUCCCGAAGGUAAAAUGAUCUCCGUGUCGGGGGGCGGGCUGCCCCCGGUGAGCACCCUGACCAACAUCCACAGCCUGUCCCACCACAACCCGCAGCAGUCCCAGAACCUCAUCAUGACGCCGCUCUCGGGAGUCAUGGCCAUCGCCCAGAGUCUGAACACCUCGCAGGCUCAGAGUGUCCCCGUCAUCAACAGCGUGGCUGGCAGCCUGGCAGCGCUGCAGCCGGUGCAGUUCUCCCAGCAGCUGCACAGCCCGCACCAGCAGCCGCUGAUGCAGCAGUCCCCGGGCCACAUGGCGCAGCAGCCCUUCAUGGCCACCGUCACCCAGCUGCAGAACUCACACAUGUACCCACACAAACAGGAGCCUCCCCAGUACUCCCACACCUCCCGCUUCCCCUCGGCCAUGGUGGUGACGGACACCAGCAGCAUCAGCACGCUCACCAACAUGUCUUCCAGCAAGCAGUGUCCCCUGCAAGCCUGGUGAUGCUGCACCCCUCGCUGCUUUCGCACACAGCAGCGGGAUCUUCUUUUCCACACCAUCCCCCCGGAGCCCGGGGGUCGCUGCCGGAGCGGAGCCCAUCAGCGAGAGCGGCACCGGGACCGGGACCGGGGCCGGGACCGGGACCGGGACCGCCGCUCCUCCCUCCGCGGCACCGGGAUGUGUCCGGGGAUCGUUCUGCUGAAGUAUUCGCCUUGCGAGAGGCUCUCCCGAGGAACGAGGCACGAGCUGUGCCGGGCACUGGCAGAAGGGGAAGAUGGAUCAUGGUUGAAGUGAAACUCCUCCGCUCGCACUGAGAGGGACCGGGGUCUGUUACCUGGCGUUUGGAGGGAGGAAUUGCAUGUGUUGUUGAACUGAGCCAGUUAAACUGUAAAUAUAGGUACAGUCUGCUCCAUCCUCCCCCCUCCCCUCUCCUAUACAUAGAGAUUUAUAUAAAAAAAGAAGUAAAUUUUGUCCAAUGGAUGUAAACUACUGUAAUUAAGUGCAAUUCCCCCAUCUGUAUAUAUUGGUCCUGAAUAUCUUCUUUUUCUCUUUUUUUUUUAUGGUAAAGGUCAGAGCUGA